CGUGUCAUGUGACUCGAGUAACAUGGCUUCCGCCCCGUGAGCUGCCAUCCGAGCCAGAGCCUCAGGCGGGACCGGAGCGAGAGAGCCGCUUUAGCCGGGCGUCCAGGGCGCGCGAGCCGCGGAGUGCGCACGCGCGGGAGGCGGGCUCCGGAGCCGCUAGAGCGGCCCGGGCGGAGGAGGCGGCAGCGGCGCCCAUGAGGCAGCGGCCGUGCGGGACGGGCGGAGCGCGGAGCCGUAGACGUCCCCGCCGGGCCCCCGAGCCCCCCGCUCUGGUCCCCGUUCUCCCGCUCGUCCUAGUCCUCGUCGCCGCCAUGAACGCGGAGAAAGACUUCGCGCCCCUCACGCCCAACAUCGUGCGCGCUCUCAACGACAAGCUCUACGAGAAGAGGAAGGUGGCGGCGCUGGAAAUCGAGAAGCUGGUUCGAGAGUUUGUGGCCCAGAACAACACAGUACAAGUUAAGCAUGUGAUCCAGAUUCUGUCCCAGGAGUUUGCCCUCUCUCAGCACCCUCACAGCCGGAAAGGGGGCCUUAUAGGGCUGGCAGCCUGCUCCAUUGCAUUGGGCAAGGACUCUGGGUUGUACCUGAAGGAGCUGAUUGAGCCUGUGCUGACAUGCUUCAAUGAUGCUGAUAGUCGACUGCGCUACUAUGCCUGUGAAGCCCUGUACAACAUUGUCAAGGUGGCCCGGGGCUCUGUCCUGCCCCACUUCGAUGUGCUUUUUGAUGGGCUAAGCAAGUUGGCUGCUGAUCCAGAUCCCAAUGUCAAAAGUGGCUCUGAGCUCUUAGAUCGCCUAUUAAAGGACAUCGUGACUGAAAACAACAAGUUUGACCUGGUGAGCUUCAUCCCCUUGCUGCGUGAGAGGAUUUACUCCAACAAUCAGUACGCCCGGCAGUUCAUCAUCUCCUGGAUCCUGGUUCUGGAGUCUGUGCCUGACAUUAACCUGCUAGAUUACCUGCCUGAGAUCCUGGAUGGGCUCUUUCCCAUCCUGGGAGACAACAGCAAAGAAAUACGGAAAAUGUGUGAGGUCGCUCUAGGAGAAUUCUUAAAAGAGAUUAAAAAGAGUCCCUCCAGUGUCAAGUUUGCUGAAAUGGCCAACACCCUGGUGAUUCACUGCCAGGACUCAGACGACCUGAUUCAGCUCACAGCUAUGUGCUGGAUGAGGGAGUUCAUCCAGCUGGCCGGCCGGGUCAUGCUGCCCUACUCCUCGGGCAUCCUGACGGCCGUUCUGCCCUGCCUGGCCUAUGACGACCGAAAGAAAAGCAUCAAGGAGAUGGCCAAUGUGUGUAACCAGAGCCUGAUGAAGCUGGUCACUCCUGAGGACGAUGAGCCAGAUGAACCAAGGCCCCGAGCCCUGGGCCAUCCAGAGACCAGCCCAGAUGACUCGUUGGCCAAGCAGGAGGUGACUGCCAAUGGCUGCUUAGAUGCUUCUUGUGACUCCAACUUCAGCGUCUUCACUCCAGCUGGUGCUGAAGGUCUACCAGUGACACUGAACCUCGACGAGAUCAUGCAGGUACUAAACUGUCACCUCCAUGACCCUGCCAUCGGGAUGAUGACCAGGAUCGCCGUCCUAAAGUGGCUCUACCACUUGUACAUCAAGACUCCCCGGAAGAUGUUCCGACAUACAGACAACCUUUUUCCCAUCCUACUUCGGACCUUGUCGGAUGAAUCAGAUGAGGUUAUCCUGAAGGAUUUGGAGGUUUUGGCGGAAAUCGCAUCAUCCCCUGCAGGCCAAACAGAAGGUCCCGGCCCCUUUGACAGCCCCAGCCUGCGGGUCAACCACUCGGAUCUGCAGGCGCCCACAUCCGGCAGAGCCAGCCUGCUGGGUCCCCCUGGUACCAGAGGCUUGGAGUGCUCACCUUCCUCGCCCACCAUGAAUUCUUACUUUUACAAGUUCAUGAUCAACUUGCUGAAGAGGUUCAGCAGCGAGCGCAAACUCCUGGAGAUCCGAGGAGCCUUCAUCAUCAGGCAGUUGUGUCUACUGUUGAAUGCUGAAAACAUCUUCCACUCGAUGGCUGACAUCCUUCUCCGGGAAGAGGACCUCAAAUUUGCCUCAACAAUGGUUCACACCCUCAACACUAUCUUGCUGACCUCCACAGAGCUCUUCCAGCUAAGAAAUCAGCUCAAAGACCUGAAGACUCUGGAGAGCCAGAGCUUGUUUUGCUGCCUCUACCGGUCCUGGUGCCACAACCCGGUCACCACAGUGUCCCUCUGCUUCCUCACCCAAAACUACCGGCACGCCUACGACCUCAUCCAGAAGUUUGGUGACCUAGAGGUCACUGUGGAUUUCCUCACUGAAGUGGACAAGCUCGUGCAACUGAUCGAGUGUCCCAUUUUCACAUAUCUGCGCCUGCAGCUGCUGGAUGUGAAGAACAACCCCUACCUGAUCAAGGCCCUGUACGGUCUGCUCAUGCUCCUCCCUCAGAGCAGUGCCUUCCAGCUCCUCUCCCACCGACUGCAGUGUGUGCCCAACCCCGAGCUCAUGCAGACUGAGGAUAGUGUGAAGACAGCCCCAAGCUCCCGGAAGGUGGAUUCACCCAGUAUUGACUAUGUGGAGCUACUGCAGCACUUUGAAAGGGUCCAGAACAAGCACCUGGAGAUGAGACACCAGCGGAGCGGGCGUGGGGACCAGCUGGACCGCAGGAUUGUCCUCUGAGCCCCCAGCACGCACAGCUCGGGGCGGAGGCUGGUGUGGGGAAGAAGCCGAAGGGGCGGUCCUGUGAACCGUUGGUGGCCUUCACAAAGUCCUCUCCAGGACCCUAGCAUGGAGGUGGGCAGGCGGUGUGUGCGCUGCCCUCUCUUCUAGCUAGGCACAGCCGACAGCCCGUUCAAGGGCAGAGGAAGCAAGGCUGCUCACCAGUAUCGUCUGCCCCUCUUGCCCACCUCUCCAUCCUAUGCCCAGGAGUGCCAGCGCGAGCUGUUGCUCCCUGGCCCCUUCCCAUCUGUGCUAGAGCAGCAGCAGCAGCAGAGAUGACCCACAACUCUCCCUACAGGAGAUGUGCCCCUCUGCCUCCCAUGUAAUGCCCCACCCAUAAUCAGCUUCUUUUUAACCAGCCCCUUCAUUUGGAUUGAGAGGAGAGCUGGGCUGCUUCCUGCCCAGCCCAAGUCUCUGGACGUGGAGGUGUGUCCGCACACACGGAUGGAUGGGUGGGUGGAUGGAUGGAUGGAUGGAUGGAUGGAUGGAUGGAUGGAUGGAUGGAUGGAUGGAUGGAUGGAUGGAUGGAUGUGUGUGUCCUGUCUCUUCUCUAGUCUCCACCUGGAUCCUAGAGGUCUGUAUGGAAUGACGGAGCUCUCCCACAUAAAAAUAAAGGAAUGAUGGUAAAUUCUAUCCUCUCUCCCA
Messenger RNA from Dromiciops gliroides (monito del monte), 3335 nucleotides. RefSeq names its product VAC14 component of PIKFYVE complex (gene VAC14). The transcript has 19 exons. Gene Ontology annotation, biological process: phosphatidylinositol biosynthetic process; positive regulation of kinase activity. Gene Ontology annotation, cellular component: PAS complex; endosome membrane. NCBI's taxonomy places the organism in Eukaryota, Metazoa, Chordata, Mammalia, Microbiotheria, Microbiotheriidae. Bases 195 to 2651 code for a protein of 818 amino acids. The record is from RefSeq and is a predicted model, not a curated record.